This is a messenger RNA of Morchella importuna, 4605 nucleotides long. RefSeq lists its product as uncharacterized. The coding region runs from base 1 to 4605 and encodes 1534 amino acids. The transcript has 6 exons. The record is from RefSeq and is a predicted model, not a curated record. NCBI's taxonomy places the organism in Eukaryota, Fungi, Ascomycota, Pezizomycetes, Pezizales, Morchellaceae.
AUGAGGAUAGAUAACCCAUUAUCCUCAACCGAGGCUGCGCUGAAUACAAGCCCUCUACUUACAGCAACCCCGGGAUUUAGUCCCAAAAAGAAGACACCACCGGGGCUUAAACAGGAAACAUCAGAUACAAAAUUAUUGGACACAAUACUUCAAAACGGGGGUACCAACGACUUCCACAGAGGGGGAAGAAGGGGAUCAUUAUCCAAUUCAGUCAAAUCUGGAAAGGAGACUAAUAAAACUGCUGAUCCGCUCAAUGGUACCGAUUUAUCUCAAAAUUUGGAUGUUAUCUCAAGCGCAGAAACGGAUAAUUCCGGACAAGAAGUAAACCUGGAGAGGGAAAGCGUCAGAGAGGCCAAUAAGAAAACAAUUACAGGAAAAUCAGAUACCGAUAUCAAUAUGCAAGAUAUGGAAGUGAGCGAACCGAUAAAAGGAGGCCUUCCUUUGACAGAAUCUAUCGAUGCUGAAAACCGGGAACUCAAUACAGGCGAAUCCGAAGUAAGCAUUAUUGAAAAAUCUCAAGAGAUUAUAUACAUAGCUGGUUCAUCACCCCAGCAACCCGGUCAUGAUUCGUCACCAAAGUCAUCGGAAGGGGGUAGGGAGUCACGUGAUACAUCGCCUAGUACAAGUCAAAAAGGUAAACAUGAUUUAUCAUCGUCUGCCAAAAUGCUUUCGAAGGCACGACGUAAAAAACCCCGGAAUAUCUACAUCAGCCCACAGAAGCAGCGGCUUCUGCGUCAGAAGCAGAGGGAAAGGGAAGAAUAUAGAAGAAAGGUUGGGCUUUCGGAUUCUAUGGCCGGCAAUGGUAUCCCAUUCGACUCUACCAUCCAAGACCAGGUUAAUAAUGCCUUUGAAGAAGACUUUGGGCCGCUCCUGCGUGGAGAGGUCGUUGUUGUGGACGGUGCGCAAACCCCAGUAAACUUGGUUGAAGCAGCGGUGGAUAUACUUCUUGGGACUGCGAUGAGGGGUAUAGAAAUUAUCAAAAAGGAGGAUGAAGACGCGAAUACUAUCAUGCGCGAAAUCGAUGCAGACGAAGAGAGAGACGGCCCCAAGUUUCUAAGUCAUGUUGAUGAGCCUUUAUCCCCAAUAAUCGUCUCACAGAAUUGCACUGUCGACUCAUCCCUCCAAGCUCCUAAUAUCAAUGAAGAUAGGGCCAAGGGCGGCUCUCCAUCAUACCAAUUACUUACAGAGGCCGAGAAAGAUUGCGAGAAGCACGAUCAGACUACCGAGGUUGAAGCCAUUAGUGAUAGCAACCCCGUAGCGCGAAAGAUUACACCUUUGAUUAAAGAGUCAGUUAGGCACGUUCCAGUUCAUAACUCUGAACAAACCGAUGAUGAAGACGGAGCAUCGUGUUCUGAGUCUCAGUCAUCAGCCAGCUCGACGGACGAACUGGAAGUUUCCGACCAAUUAGACCAAUUAGACCCGGAAGUCCUUGAAGAUGCAGAAAACUACCCCAGUAGACCAAUUGGAAGGCGUCUGUCUUUAGGUCCGGAUGGUGAGUUGCAAAAACAGGUUGCAAGAGGGAGUUCCAAUGUACCUAGUCGAGGGGAAGAUGUUUUUAUGGACGGUUUCAACGGAAAUUCGAAUGAUUUAAAUGCCGAGUUCCAAUUGGUUGUUGGCGAUAGUCCUCCAAUACAAGACGAGGAAACCGUUGUGGAUGAAGAAGAAGACAAGCAAUUGGAAAAAGUCGCUGAUAAUAGCGAGGAUAAGCAUAAUGACCCUGAGGUGACGGAUUUUGAAGUAAAGAGCGUUACCGGGGACGAGGUCAAGCUACCCGAUGAAAAGAAUCCAGACCCGGUUCAAGAUGUCACAAACCUCAGUGAAGAGGACCACCCAACAACAACAAUCGACGCUGUACCCCAUCAAAUAACUACAGUGGCUGAACCUCAAGAGAUUCAGGUAGAGCCUUUGCCGAUAAAUGAACCAAAACCAAUUGAAGAUGAAAUUUACCAAGCUGCUUCUCGGCUAAUCACCUUUAGCUCAAUUCCUGCAGCUGCAGCUACAAAAAAAAGAAGCUACUCUCAAUUUGCCAAUAUAGAAAGCGGUGGUCCAUCGAACUCCCAAAAUAAAGUUGUGACGCAGGCUCACGAGUGUCCGUUGUGCCAAACUACUCUUGCUGAUAUUCUUACGAUACGCAAAGCAAUGGGCUUAGAGCAAAGCCUCAGUGGUAUUGAAAUCAUGAAAAAGCACGUUGAGCUAUGCACUAAACUAUAUGCGGAUGAUGAUGAGGAUAGGAAUGAUGAUGAGGAGGACAGGAUCGAGGACGAGGAAGAAGAGGAAAAUGCAAUUGACAUUGAUAUUGAUGAGGCAGAAUCAGAAGAGAUUGAAGGGCAGGGCGACGAGGAAGACGAGGAAGAGGAGGAGGAGGAGGAGGAGGAGGAGGAGGAGGAGGAGGAGGAGGAGGACGAAGAAAAAUGGGAAGAUGAAGAUGUAAUGGAGGAUGUGGUUGAUGGGGAUGGGGAUGCUGUUUUGGAUCCAGAAUCGCAGGAUUCGUUAGGGUUUCACAGAUCCGCACAGAAUCAGAAACAUCUUCCAGCUUACAUUGUCUGUGACCCGGAAACCAUCGAAAAGGAGCUCGCGGCUAUGGAAGUGGCUCUUUUAUCUGGGCAAUUCCCUUCGACUACAGCCGUCCACGAACUUUUGUUUUCUAAGCUUACCGAUGUCUCUGAAUUCCAGAAAAGUCUUGACAAUGCUAAAGACGAGGGAGAGCGAUUUCACGCAGAGGAAAAUAUUGUCUGGGCUUUGGAAGCAAUGCAAAAGGAGUAUCUUCUUCUAGAAGAGGUCAUCAGGCAGAAAGAGGCUGAAGAAGAAGCCUCUGCGGUUUUCAGUGGAGAGUCCUUGUCUAUGUGGGAAGAUAAGAAGGAGGCAGAACUCUACGGUUUCGCAUAUGAUCCUGCUCCUGAUAAACGCGGUAAACAGGACGCAGAUGGACAGCAGUCUGGUAAAUACUCGAUUCGGGGUAGGGAGUUGCGUAGUCGUGAUAAAGCGGCCGAGUAUGUUAUCAUGCCUGGAUACGAAUUCAAAGACCCCCGUGUGCAUACAUUGCAGCCCAAACUCACAAGACGCCGAAGAUUGGCGGAAGACAAGAACAAGGAAAAAGAGCCAGGUAAGGAGAAUGGGAGAGCGGAAUCUGCACCUGUUCAAUUGCCACCUGGCCUCGAUCCUUUGAUGCCUCCUAUCAAAAAGCGAGUUGGUAGACCACCAAAAAAUCCUAACGCUCAUGCCUUGGCCCUUGCAGCGGCCCAGGCACAACCUAGAGAAUUACUUGCAGCGAUUCCACUUUCCCGUACUCACUCAGCAGACAAUCUUAGCCGAGUCCGAGGCUCGCCACUCUCAAAUCGAAGAAGUGGGCGGCUUAGCAAUUUCGGCCAAGGACAACAGGCCGGGGACUCUGGGGGUGAUGAAGUGGUUGAAGCUUCUGCAGCGGAGCCGACAGACCAAUCAUAUAGCACACUCCGGAUUAGGUUCAGUGCUAACGGUCGAGAACAGUUGAGGGACAUUCUUUCAAGAGACCCGAAUCCUGUUUUUGAGCUGUCCGAUAUCAUGCCAUUACCGUGUUCGCUGAACAUCCCCGCUACACAGUCGGAACCCGUAUCUCCUUUGAGGUUCUAUCAUGGCGGAAAGCAGGCUGGUCAACACGACGGUUUACUCACAUUGAUGACUGACGCUGCUGGUCUGGACGAGGGCCCUGGAUCGCCUGUUUACGACUCGGCUCCAGAGGGAGCGACCACCCCAACGAGAGGCAGGGGAAGAGGCAGGGGAAGAGGCAGGGGAAGAGGCAGGGGAAGAGGGAGGGGAAGAGGCGUAUUUAUGAGUAGAGGUAGGGGAAGGGGAAGAGGGAGGGGAUCCACAGUAACAGCCUCAUCUGGACUGCGUAUUGAGACUGCAAGUUCAGUUGAUGAUGAUGAAGUAAGAAUGGAAGAUGAGGAUACCGAUGCUUUUACAGGUUUCGAUGGGCGUUCUCAUUGUCCUCCCGAGUAUAGUCGCAACGGAGAAUCAACUGACGCCGACGAUCACAUUGUUAGCGGCGAUGCGUCAGCGACCUCCGGUGGGAACCAUGAUUUUAGGUUUCAUUCAAAUUCGUUCACGGCCCCAAACAAAACCCCUGUAGGAAAGAAGAGCACUUCGGGUCCAUCAACCCCGGCCAUGCGUUUUAAUGGCAACAGCGCGGGAUCAACUUCUCCAAUGUUUGGUGUCUUUCAAAGCCGACCAGGCCCGGCUUCGCUACCGGCAAUAUCCGGUAGUAGCCCUACGGAGUUGAGCCCUCAGGAUGGACUUGAAGAUGGAAAAUCAAGACAGCGCGUGAGAGGGAAAACCUAUAAGACUCCUACAUUUGUCUCAAGGACAGAUGCUGAUCCAAGAGCCACGAAAGAAGAAGAGUUUAUUGAGGCGCAAAAUGGAAAUCUUGGAAAACGUAAGAGGACAAGAACGGCACUUGCAUAUGAUGCACCAAAGAGAAAAUCUAGAGGAAGACAAACUGAGGGGGGUUCGCGUUCAGGUGGCAGUCACGAUUCAAGGGACGGGUCGCAAGAGGCAGAUGUGGAGAUGAGCGAUGACGACGAGAGCGAUGAAGGUGAUAUGAGUACUUAUGGGGGUACAGGUGCAUAG